AUGGUGUCUGCUUGGUUGACGUCUGCCUCCCAAUCCACCACCGCCAUGGCCCUCUUGGGCCUUGUCCCUCUGCCCUUCGCCGGCUCCCAGUCCACUUCCAUCACGGAGGACGUCCUCUCGGCUUUCGUUGCACUGUUGGCCUUGGUCACCAAACUGCACCGAGCAGGUGAUCCGCAAUCCUUGCAAGAAGUCAAGGAGGUGGUCGUGCUGGCGCCAGAGCCCAUGGCUUCAAGAGCUCAAGAACUACCCGGAUUCCACGCUGCCUCCUGGGAGUCUGCCAAAAUGGCUCGUUUCGGCGAGUGCAAGAGAGCCUUCGAGACAUAUCAAACAUCCUGA
Symbiodinium sp. CCMP2592 is the source of this 336-nucleotide messenger RNA. Lineage: Eukaryota; Dinophyceae; Suessiales; Symbiodiniaceae. The record is from the annotation of a GenBank genome assembly.